AUGGAGGGCCUCCUGAGGACCCCUCUGCUCCUCCUGCUGCUGCUCCUGCUGCUCCAUCCUGCAGCCUCCACCUCUGACUUCGACGCCACGGCCCACCCCCGCUUCCUGUGCACCCCCAUCCCCGUGGACGCCGACCCUUCCUGUUUUCCGGCGGCUGGACCGGGCAGUGGUGGGGCAGCGGCAGGGCAUCAGAAUGCGCCUCCUGCCGGCUGGUGGGGGGCGAGCGAGGAGGCCAAGGCCACCAUCCUCCACCUGAGGGAGAGCCUGGUGCAGCAGAAGGAGACCAUCCUGGACCAGAGGGAGACCAUACGCGAGCUCACCGCCAAGCUCAGCCUGUGCGAGGGCUUCGGCCACGGCCACGACGAGCACCACGGCUCGGCCCCGCACCACCGCACCUACCCCGACAACGGCCACCACGGCAACCAGAAGGGUCACCACGGAAACCUCAUCCCCGACUCGCCGCACCAUGCCUCCUCGGCGGGAGGCCACCGGUCCGACGGAGGAGCAGGCCGCCAGCAGAAGGACAAGCACGGGACGCCGGGAGACAUCUCCUCAUCGCCGGAGCAGAUGGAGAGGAUGCUGCAGGCGCUGAAGGAGAGGCUGGACAACCUGCAGAAGAGGAACUCGUCCACCUCGUACUCGAGCUCCCUGAAGGAGCUCCUGCAGCGGAAGAUCGGCGCCCUGGAGGAGCAGCUGCACCGCCACACCUCCGCCCUCAGCGGUGCCGAUCACCACGGAGACGACGGAGACCACCACGAUCACCACGACGACGACGACGACGGACACCAUGACAACAACCACUACGAUCACCAUGGCAACAACGAUGGACACCACGACGACCACUACGAUCACCAUGAUGACGAUGGACACCACGACGACCACCAAGACGACCACCACGACGGACACCACGACAGUGACGACGAACACCACGGCGACCAUUCAGAUCACCAUGACGACAGCCACAACGACGACCACCACGAUGCAGAUGGUGACCAUGACGAUGGCCACCACCACGAUGACGACGGCAGCGAUCACCAUAGCAACGAAGCCGACAGCCACAGCUACCUUCCACACACGGGAUACAGAACACCGGGACCGAGGUCCAACAAGCUGGAGACGAUACUGAAUCAGCUUUACCUCACAGAUUCUAGCAGGAAGAAGCCUCAGAGUCCGGACGCCUUCCAGAUCAGCUUCCCCAUGAGGACCAACUACAUGUACGGCCGUCUGAAGAGGACGCUGCUGCAGGAGAUCUUCGCUCUGACGCUGUGUCUGUGGAUAAAGGCCGGAGUCGGACCCGGACUGGGAACCCCGUUCUCCUACUCGGCGCCCGGACAGUCCAACGAGCUGGUUCUGAUCGAGUGGGGCAACAACCCCAUAGAGCUGCUGAUCGACGACAAGACGGCGACGCUGCCGCUGUCCCUGAGCGACGGGAAGUGGCACCACGUCUGCGUGACCUGGUCGACCCGGGACGGCCAGUGGGAGGCCUACCAGGACGGGGUGCUGCGGGGGUCCGGGAUGAACCUGUCGCCGUGGCACCCCAUCAGGCCGGGAGGUGUCUUCAUCCUGGGCCAGGAGCAGGACACGCUCGGCGGACGCUUCGACGCCACCCAGUCCUUCAUCGGCGAGAUGUCCGACCUGCACAUGUGGUCGCAUGUCCUGAGCGCCGCCGACAUCUACGGCCUGGCGUCCUGCGGCAGCCACCUGAGGGGCGACGUCAUCGCCUGGGCGGAGUCGGAGGUGGAGCUCUACGGGGGCGUGGCCAGGUAUCCCUUCGACCCGUGUCACUGAAGGAGGAGCCCACAGACACUGAAGUCCUUCCGACUCUGGCCUCGGCAGAGUCGACGCCUUCGUUUAGACUCAAACAGGAACUUUUUUCUAAAGAAUAAAGACUCUGGAUGGUGUUAGCUUCUUAGCCGGACGGUUUCCUGUUAGCUUCCCGUUCAGCUGCUGGAUGUGACAUAUUGUCAUGAUGUGAAUGAGACUCGCUUGGUCCCGUCGUGGUGACGAAGCUUUAGUUUGGUAGAAACUCUGGAUCCUCUUUCUGAAGGUUUCCAUGAAACAUACGGCUGAUGUACCAAAGAAUCGUAGAACUGAAGCGUCUGUAGGUAGCACAGGUUUGACUUCAGACUUUUUCUCGACUGUUGCCUCCAUUUUUUUUUUUUUUUUUACUGCAGCAGGAAAAUCUGAGACCAACACCUGGAAAGUCUUUAUAUUAUUUUACUAUAUUGUUAUUUUUUACACGUUCUGGACUCAACGUUUGUUCACCGUCUCUUUUCACUGAGUUAGAUCCUCGUUCUGCUGCACUGUGAAUCUGUGAAUCUGAAUCUGGCCUUGACUCUUGUACAUUUAUUACCGCACAUCGGAGCAAAGUUCUGCUGUUGUCCUCAAGUUUUUGUGUAAAUAAAAAUGUGAAAGUAA
Molecule: messenger RNA, 2418 nt
Organism: Stegastes partitus (bicolor damselfish)
Lineage: Eukaryota; Metazoa; Chordata; Actinopteri; Pomacentridae
Product: neuronal pentraxin-1
Exons: 5
Coding region: 1-1788 (595 amino acids)
Source: RefSeq, a predicted model, not a curated record